Molecule: messenger RNA, 5150 nt
Organism: Ficedula albicollis (Collared flycatcher)
Lineage: Eukaryota; Metazoa; Chordata; Aves; Passeriformes; Muscicapidae
Gene: VPS50
Product: VPS50, EARP/GARPII complex subunit
Exons: 28
Coding region: 88-2991 (967 amino acids)
Biological process (GO): endocytic recycling; retrograde transport, endosome to Golgi
Cellular component (GO): EARP complex
Molecular function (GO): SNARE binding
Source: RefSeq, a predicted model, not a curated record
GCGGUCAGGUGGCGCCCAACAUGGCUGCGCCGUGCCCCGGCGCCCUGCGCGGCCGCUGAGCGCACCCGGGGCGGCGGCGGGGCCAUCAUGCAGAAGAUCAAGUCGCUGAUGACCCGCCAGGGUCUAAGAAGUCCUCAGGAGAGUGUUAAUGAUCUCAGUCCUAUUGAAAGCUUUCGGAUUCCUACAAAGGAGGAGCUCAGAGAACUACAUGAAGAACCAGCUGAUCCUCAGGCACAACAGGAAAUAAUUAACAGCAUUGAAGAAAUUUAUUUUUCCAAUGACUCCUUUGAUAUUGUGAAGUAUGAAUUGGAGAGGCUUCCUCCAGUACUUAGUCUUCAAGAACUGGAAGAGUACAGAGACAAACUAAAACAACAGCAAGCUGCUGUAUCUAAGAAAGUUGCAGAUUUAAUCCUUGAAAAGCAGCCUGCAUAUGUUGAGGAGCUGGAACGUGUUACAUCAUUGCAGAGUGGCCUCCAGUUAGCAGCAGUUAUUUGCACAAAUGGAAGAAGACACCUGAAUAUAGCAAAGGAAGGCUUCACACAAACUAGUUUGGGGCUACUUGCAAAUCAGAGGAAACGACAGUUGCUUAUUGGACUGCUAAAGUCUCUGAGAACAAUAAAAACGCUGCAAAGAACUGAUGUGCGUUUGAGUGAGAUGUUGGAGGAAGAGGAUUAUCCGGGAGCUAUUCAGCUGUGCUUGGAAUGCCAGAAAGCUGCCAGCACUUUCAAACACUACAGUUGUAUAAGCGAGUUAAACUCAAAACUGCAAGAUACCUUGGAACAAAUAGAGGAACAACUGGACGUAGCACUUUCCAAAAUAUGCAAGAAUUUUGAUAUCAAUCACUAUACAAAGGUUCAGCAGGCUUACAGGCUGCUUGGAAAAACACAGACAGCAAUGGACCAGUUACAUAUGCACUUCACCCAAGCCAUUCACAACACUGUGUUUCAAGUAGUCCUUGGAUACGUGGAGCUGUGUGCAGGAAACACAGACACCAAGUUUCAGAAGUUACAGUACAAAGACCUCUGUACACAUAUUACAUCAGACAGCUACAUCCCAUGCCUUGCUGAUCUCUGCAAAGCCCUUUGGGAAGUCAUGCUCAGUUACUACCGAACGAUGCAGUGGCAUGAGAACCAUGACCAAGAUGAGGCAGCAGUUGGGUCUUCUGUUUCAGAUGGCAACAAUGUGAUUGGAAGUGAAGAGAACAGUUUUGACCGCAACUAUGUAAAAAAGAAAUUGGAGCACGGGCUUUCACGAAUAUGGCAGGAUGUUCAAUUGAAAGUGAAAACAUAUCUUCUGGGAACAGAUCUGUCAAACUUUAAAUACGAUGACUUCAUAUUUGUACUUGAUGUUAUCAGCAGGCUGAUGCAGGUUGGAGAAGAAUUUUGUGGCAGUAAGUCUGAAGUUUUGCAAGAAUCUAUCAGAAAACAAAGCGUUAACUAUUUCAAAACAUACCACAGAACCCGUCUUGAAGAGCUAAGAAUGUUUUUGGAGAAUGAGACCUGGGAACUUUGUCCUGUUAAAUCAAGCUUUAGUAUUUUGCAGCUUCAUGAGUUCAAGUUCAUGGAGCAGUCGCGUUCCCCGUCCGUGUCGCCGAGCAAGCAGCCUGCCUCUGCGGUUUCCUCCUCCGUGACGCUGUUUGAGCAGUUCUGCCACGGAGGAAACCCCUUCGAAAUUCAGGCUGACAGCAAAGAGGAUGAGACAGAAGAUGUGUUAGCUUCCAAUGGGUAUGAGUCAGAUGAACAAGAAAAAAGUGCUUAUCAAGAGUAUGAUAGUGACAGUGAUGUUCCUGAAGAGUUGAAAAGAGAUUAUGUGGAUGAGCAGACAGGAGAUGCCCCGAUAAAAAGUGUUUCUCGAGAAACUCUGAGGAGCAGAAAGAGAUCAGAUUAUAACCUCAAUAAAGUGAAUGCACCUAUUCUAACCAACACUACACUGAAUGUAAUAAGGCUUGUUGGGAAAUACAUGCAGAUGAUGAAUAUUCUGAAACCUAUUGCAUUUGAUGUGAUCCACUUCAUGUCCCAGCUCUUUGAUUACUAUCUGUAUGCAGUCUAUACAUUUUUUGGCCGAAAUGACAUGUUUGAAUCAACAGGACUGGGCCUCAGUAGCAGCAGGUUGCGCACCACACUGAACAGAAUCCAGGAGAGUCUGAUUGACCUGGAGGUGUCUGCUGAUCCUUCAGGAACUCUCACAGCUGCUGAAGAGAGAAAAGAGAAGGUGCCAAGCCCACAUCUCAGUCAUCUCGUCGUUUUGACAUCUGGCAAUUCGCUCUAUGGUUUGGCAGAGAGAGUGGUGGCCACAGAAUCCUUGGUAUUUCUGGCUGAGCAAUUCGAAUUUCUUCAGCCUCAUCUUGAUGCAGUGAUGCCAGCUGCCAAGAAGCCUUUUCUUCAGCAGUUCUAUUCUCAGACAGUGUCAACUGCCAGUGAACUACGUAAACCAGUUUAUUGGAUUGUUGCUGCUAAAGCCAUUGACUAUGAACAAAUGCUUCUUCUCAUGGCUAAUGUGAAAUGGGAUGUGAAGGAAAUCAUGUCACAGCACAAUGUAUACGUAGAUGCUCUUUUGAAGGAGUUUGAAGAAUUCAACAGGAGGUUGAAUGAUGUGUCUAAGAGAGUCCGUAUCCCAUUGCCAGUGUCCAACAUCCUUUGGGAGCACUGCAUACGCUUGGCCAAUAGAACUCUUGUGGAAGGUUAUGCCAAUGUAAAGAAGUGCAGCAAUGAAGGACGUGCCUUGAUGCAACUGGAUUUUCAACAGUUCUUAAUGAAACUAGAGAAGUUAACAGACAUUAGGCCUAUUCCAGAUAAAGAAUUUGUGGAGACCUACAUUAAAGCAUACUACCUGACAGAAAAUGACAUGGAAUCCUGGAUAAAAGAACAUAGGGAAUAUUCCACUAAGCAGUUGACCAAUCUGGUGAAUAUUUGUCUGGGCACCUACAUCAACAAAAAGGCAAGACAGAAGCUGUUAGCUACCAUUGAUGACAUAGACAGGCCUAAGAGAUAACUGGAGGAAGCUGCUUUCUUUCUGACUUGCACCUUUUUCUGUUCAUGUGAAGCACGCCGACAUUUCUCUCAUGGACUAAUGACAACAUUGGAAAUGUUGUGCAUGACCUUUCUUAGCAGCACUGGAGGCACUCUGAAGAGACAAUGUUCUAAAAUAUGAUUUUUCUAAUCUGUAGAAUUCUUUUCUGUUCUAUUUCUUUUUUUGGUUACUUGCCCUUAGUAAAGGGCCACUGUGUAUCAUUGAUGAGCUGUAUGUUUUGCAAAAGUGUAUGCUGUAAGUAAAAUCAAAAUCAGAGAGAAACACAUUGGCUUAAUAUAUCAUUGAUGCUCUUUUUAAAUUAAAGGGCUACUUGAAAAUAUGAUUUCUUUCCUCUCUGCUUUCACCUUCAGAAAUUGUGCUGUAUUAUAGACCAGUGUAAAAUGAAAGAAUAUCUAUAAUAAUUUGAUUGAUGUAUCCUGCAUGUGGAUUAAGAGUGCAGAUCAACUAAGUACUCUCAUGUUAAAGCCCAUCAUCCUCAUAUGUAUUUAAAGAUGUCUGUUUAUUUCAGAAUUAAUUUAGUCAUAUCAAAAUUAUUGACUUCAGAUUAAUAGAAGGUAAUAAACAUUGUAUACUAAUAUGAUUUGUUUGUGAGACUUUGUUUUUCCAAUUCAACAAUACAAAAUGCCAGCAAUAAUGCCAGAGAAUUGGAAUAAUGUUUUGCUGACUGAAGUUUUGGAUUGAUAAUAAGAUAAUCUUCCUGUUUCUUGCUCUGCUGUAGACAUCCUGAGUGAUCUUGAGCAAAGUAAAAUGGCUUGACUGCAUAUGUGCCCUAGAAAUUAAUUUGUCAGAGCAUCACUGACUUCACUGAAAUUAUCAGGUUUACCCUUGGUUUUCAGUAUGUAAAGUUUCAGGAAUUUUAUUUUUUAUUACACAAUCAACUUCUGGAGUGCUCUCAGACCAUUUUAAGAGAAAUUUUGAGCUAAUAGGUAAUAUAAAUUACAUAGGCUGCAAUCCACUGGUGUGUACAGCAUGCUAAAUUCUCAGUUUGGGAUUCAUACUUGCCAUUGUACUUUAAUUCAGACACGAGGGAACCUGGAGUUAGUGAAUGUCAGCAGUAACGUAGUGACAGAAAGUUGCCCCAUGGAGUAAUCUUAAUUGUUCUGUGGCCUAAUUUCCUCUUCAGAAUUGUACUGAGCAUCAUUAGAGAAAGCCUGUGUACAGUUUUAGAAAAAUUAUAGAAUUUACAUUUUAACUAUUGACUGUGUGGUAUUCAGCUUCCUUGUUUAUCUGUAUUUUAAAGGAAAUAAGAUUUAAAACAAAAUUUAACUCUGUUCUUUAUUGACCAUGCUGUCUUGCCUAUUUCUGUCUAAAACUUGUUUGGUGGUUUGUCACCAUAUAAGUUGAAGCUGAAUCACUUUUAUCCUCAUUAAAAGGUGGUACAAGUGAAAGUGUGGACUUUUUUGUCAGCCCAUCUGCCCUGGAGUGAAAUCCUGAGCGAGAGCUCUCGGAAGAAACAGAAACAUAUUGGGGACUAUUAGUGCAAAAUAGCUUUCCAUUUUCUUCACUUGGAUGAAAUAAGAAAUUAAAUAUCUUUACCAGAGCGAGCUUAACACAUUUAAUUUCUGCUGAACUGCUUAGGUCACUGUAACUUUAGAGCUCACCAAAAGGUAAGGGUAUAAUCAUUGGAAUGCAGGGUGAAGGUGAGCAAUUGCAUGAACCACAAGCAGGAGUGAUUUUUUGGUAGUAUAUCUAUGGUUUGGCUUGUUAUUUUUAAGUAAGUCCCCAAAUAAAAGAAUAUGUAAGAAACAGUGUUAAACUUACUCAACAGCUGUAUGAUCUUCAUCCAUAUACAUCUCAGAAAUCAUUAUAUUUUCCACAGGAACCUUUUUUUGCUGCCCAGGAUUGAUGCCAAGCAGGAAGCCUCAUAGCCAAAUGGCCUACAUACACUCUUAGAUACAUGGGAUAUUUUUUCACACAUUGCCCUGUGUGAAAUCAGGUGUUGGACUCAGUCAUCGUUGUGGGUCCAUUCUAACUCAGAAUAUUCUAUGUUACUUGGUUCUGACUGACUAAUGAAGCUAAGUUUUCACUGAGUGCUGAAUUGUUCUCUCACAAAGGUUAUGUAUGGUAGUUUCCAUCCUCUGAUACAAGAAUUUUUUAUAAACUGGUGAUUUUUGAGCAUC